CGGCCAACUACGACAACCACACCUCUUCAGCCAGCAUAUCGCAGCUCCAUCACCACGCCUCCCAUUGCGCUCCCUACCUCUUCUACUCUUGUGCGCGCCUUCUCUUGCAGCCUAGCCGUCCCUGUACCCCCCCUCUACUACGCCCAUUAUCUGGUGUGUUGUCGUUCCAGGACGAGGCUCUCGCAACGCCGUCCCCUGACCCCUCACCCUCUCCCCGAACUCCGACUUCCGGCGUCUUCAACACGGUUACAUCCUCUGUUCUCGAUGCCCAAUCUGUAGGCUAGGAUUCUUUGUACACGACACUAGACGCAACGGCUUCGCCUUCGGCACUAGCUCCACGAGGCCCGUCCUCGCUCGGCCUACACCAAGCCUUGCCGUCCCCGCUACUACUCGUUCGAAUCUUCGACACGGAGCUUCUGACCGCCUGGGCGAAACACGUAUCAUAAAAUGGACAAGUUCCGCCGGCGUGUGCUUUCGCGUGCAAAGGACGGCAAGUCGUCCAAGAAGAAGGACUCCAGCUCCGGCACUUCUUCUCCCUCCCACGGCGCUACUCAAUCGCCCUCCAGCUCCGCGCACGCGACCCCGACCUCGUCACAGACACAGCUCGUAGAUUCCCGCAACAGACCCUUGCCUUCAGGGGAGAAUUCGUCGGUCGCGGGAAAUGCGCUACAACCAGGGCAGUCAGCCCUGUCAGGCUCAUCAAGUGGUAACUCUCAUUUCGGAGGACAACAAAGCUUUGGCGCUGGCAAUGCAGGCCCCUCCGGUCCAGGGACGGCCCAAAGGCUGGGUCAACCCCUCGCACCAAGCGUAAUAAUCAGCCCCAGCGCUCCGCAUGUUCCCCAGCCUGGUGCAACCGAGACUAUGCCAGGCGAUCUCCUACCCCCCAAGCCCGGACAGAAGUCACUGAUCUUCGGUGGACUGCAGGCGCUGCCCAAAGAUAACGUGGAAGGCAUUCGGACGCCGAAGCGACAGCAUUCGUCACGUUUCGACAUAUCAGACCAGCGCCAACGUGACUUGGAGAAACUACCGGGCUUCCACGAGGUGCCGCCGAACAAACGCGAGGAGCUGUUUAUGCAGAAGAUUGACCAGUGCAAUAUCAUCUUCGACUUUAAUGAUGCGAGUGGAGACAUGAAAUCCAAGGAGAUCAAGCGCCUCGCACUACAUGAGCUUCUCGACUAUGUCGCAAAUAAUCGGCAGGUUAUCACCGAGAAGAUGUACCCCCGGGUUGUCGAGAUGUUUGCGAAAAAUCUGUUCCGCCCUAUUCCUCCCCCUAUGAACCCCCAGGGCGAGGCAUUCGACCCAGAAGAGGAUGAGCCUGUCCUCGAAGUAGCCUGGCCGCAUAUCCAGGUCGUGUACGAGUUCUUUUUGAGGUUCAUUGAGAGCCAAGAUUUCAACACGAACAUCGCCAAGGCAUACAUUGAUCACAGCUUUGUAUUGAACCUUCUGGAACUGUUUGACUCGGAAGACCCUCGGGAACGUGAUUUCUUGAAGACCACCCUUCACCGUAUCUACGGCAAAUUUCUCAAUCUGCGUUCUUACAUUCGAAGAUCGAUAAACAACGUCUUUUUCCAGUUCAUCUACGAAACCGAGCGCUUCAACGGAAUUGCUGAACUGCUUGAGAUUUUGGGAUCCAUUAUCAACGGCUUUGCCUUGCCACUGAAGGAGGAGCACAAGCUUUUCCUCACUCGGGUGCUGAUACCCAUGCACAAAGCCAAGAGCCUCAGCAUGUACCACCCGCAGCUGGCGUAUUGUAUCGUCCAGUUUUUGGAGAAAGAUGCCGCAUUAACCGAAGAGGUUGUCCUUGGCCUGCUGCGAUAUUGGCCCAAAGUAAACAGUACAAAGGAGGUCAUGUUCCUGAAUGAGGUGGAGGACAUUUUCGAGGUGAUGGACCCGGCGGAAUUCGCCAAGGUCCAGGAACCCCUUUUCAACCAAUUAGCGAAAUCGGUUGCGAGCCCGCAUUUCCAGGUGGCUGAACGGGCCCUGUAUUUCUGGAACAACGAAUACUUCUGCAACCUCGUCAGUGACAAUGUCGAGGUCAUUCUGCCCAUCAUGUUUCCAUCACUGUAUGAGAACUCAAAAGGACACUGGAAUAGGACGAUCCACGGCAUGGUGUAUAACGCAAUGAAGCUUUUUAUGGAGGUGAAUCCUCAGCUUUUUGAUGACUGCUCCCAUGACUACGCCGAACAUCAGAAUCUGGCGGGAGAAAGACAAAAGAGCCGGGAAAGCCGAUGGGAGAAGCUCGCCAAACUAGCAGAGGCGCGCAAAAAUGGGACAGCCGAAACAAAGGCGCUACCACCGUCGACGAAUAAAGUGGGAUCUCCCAUGCGGGUGGACGACAGCGAUCCGCUGAGCCAAGAUAGCCAGCGGAGGUUGGAAGCGCUGCGACUGCAAGAUGACGGGCUGAACAGCCGACGGCCCAAGGAGCUCGAGCGGCAGAGCAGCCAGACUUCGGUACGUUGAUUCUUCCGUCCUACGAGGUCGACAGGGCAGUGCAGUUUUCGUGGCCGGAUUGGUGUACUUU
Westerdykella ornata is the source of this 2521-nucleotide messenger RNA. RefSeq names its product serine/threonine-protein phosphatase 2A regulatory subunit delta isoform. The transcript has 7 exons. The record is from RefSeq and is a predicted model, not a curated record. Gene Ontology annotation, molecular function: protein phosphatase regulator activity. NCBI's taxonomy places the organism in Eukaryota, Fungi, Ascomycota, Dothideomycetes, Pleosporales, Sporormiaceae. Gene Ontology annotation, cellular component: protein phosphatase type 2A complex. Bases 448 to 2460 code for a protein of 670 amino acids. Gene Ontology annotation, biological process: signal transduction.